GAGAACCUAACCAAGUGUGCUUUUGUUCCAUUUCAGGCGCGGAAUGAUGCGUGGAGUAUGAACAUAGGAAGCUUGGUGUCGGGGGUGACUCCCCCCGGAGGCCCAGGCGGAUGCGGCGUGCCUUGGGUGCGGUGGCGAGGCCCCCUGCUGCUGGCGGCCCUGGUGCUGGCGGCCAUCAGCACAGCCGCAGGGGGCGGUGACGCCGAGGGGCGCGACUCGCUCUUCAUCGUGGAGCGCUUCGAGGACGACCGAUGGCAGGAGUUCACGCACCUCACGGUCGACAAGAACACGGGCACCGUGUACGCGGGGGGCGUGAACCGGCUCUACCAGCUGGACCCGAACCUACGGCGCCUGCAGUACGUGGUGACGGGCCCCGUGAACGACUCUGUGGAGUGCUCGGCCAGCGACUGCAAGGGCGAGACCAUCCAGAACAUGAAGGCCACCAACAACGUCAACAAGGUGCUGGUGAUCGACUACACGCGCUCGCGCCUCAUCGUGUGCGGCACCGUGCGGCAGGGCUCGUGCCAGGUGCGCGACCUGCGGGACAUCACGCAGCUCACCCGCAACGUGAGUGAGGCCAUCGUGGCCAACAAUGCCACGGCGUCCACCGUGGCCUUCAUCGCCCCCGGGCCGCCCAACCCGCCCGUCACGCAUGUGCUCUACAUCGGCGUGACAUACACGGGCAAGUCUGUGUACAGGGACGAGGUGCCGGCCGUCGCCUCGCGCUCGCUCGAGGACAACCGCUUCUUCGACAUCGCCGUGACCGACGUGACGACGAGCACGCGGAUGCUGGUCAACUCGCUGGCGCGCGAGCGAUACCCCAUCACGUACGUGUACGGCUUCGGCUCGGAGAAGUUCAGCUACUUUCUCACGCGGCAGAUGGAGGACACCGACGCUGGGUCUCCUUACAUCAGCAAGCUGGUACGAGUUUGCCAAAACGACUCGGCCUACUACUCGUACACGGAGAUCCCCAUCGAGUGCAAGGACUCGCUGGGCAAGCGCUAUAACCUGGCGCAGGCGGCCUAUGUAGGCAAGCCGGGUACCGACCUGGCCACGCAAUUGGGCAUCCAGACUAACGACGACGUCCUCUUCGCCGUGUUCUCCCCUUCUGACCCCAGCGAAGGGGAGGGCUCACCCCGGCCCGCCGACAGCAGCGCCCUCUGCGUGUACAGCAUGAAAUCCGUCAGACGCAUGUUUAUCAACAACAUUCAGGAAUGCUUCAGAGGCAAAGGCGACCGAGGACUCAACUUCAUCUCGCCGUCACACCACUGCAUCGAGACGAGGAUCAAGGAUCUGAACGAGGAUUUCUGCGGCAUGGAUGUGAACACACCCCUGGGCGGAGAGCAGCCUGUGGAGGGCUUGGCCAUCCUCACUUUCCAGACGCGACUCACCGCCGUCGCCGCCACGUCAACCGAGGUCUACACGGUAGUCUUCCUCGGCACGGCCCAGGGCCACCUGAAGAAGGUUGUGAUAGAGAACCAGAAUAAUGCGCUGGAAUACGACGACAUCAUGGUGGACCAAGGGUCGCCAGUCAGGCAAGACAUGCACUUUGACAAGGCGGGCGAUCACCUGUAUGUCAUGACUAGUAACAAGAUCUCAAAAGUCAAAGCACAAGAGUGCAGCAUAUAUGAGGGAUGUAACCAAUGCUUGGGUGCCCGUGAUCCUUAUUGUGGCUGGUGUUCCUUGGAGAACAAAUGUUCCUUGCGUCGAGACUGCCGUGAUGCCACACAAGAUCCCCAGCACUGGGUGAGCUACAAGACUGGCCGCUGCACCACCAUCACCACAGUCAUGCCAGACAAACUACAGAGGACCACUGCCAGAACUUUAGCACUGAUGAUUGACAACCUGCCAUCAGUGGAUGGACCACUUCAGUGUGUCUUUAGUGCUAUGGGGAAAGAUCUCACCACAAAGGCCAAGCGUACUGCUCAGGGCGUUUCUUGUACCACUCCCCGGAAUGACAUGCUUCCUGAUAUCCCACAGAAUAAACAUCACUUCACAGCAAAGCUCUGUGUGCGAAAAUCUGAAGGCCCUGAGUUUGUAUGUACAAACUUCACAUUUUUCGACUGCAAUACCUACAGCUCUUGUACUGAAUGUGUAUCAUCCCCCUUUCCUUGUGACUGGUGUGUUGAUGGCCAUCGAUGCACACAUGACUCUGCAGAAAAUUGCAGAAAUGAUGUGCUUGUCAAUGGUGUAAAUCGUGUUGGACCAAGCAUCAGAAGUGGUCCUUCAUUUUGUCCUAGAAUUACUUUUCUUGAGAGUCAAGAAAUUUUGGUUUCAUCAGGCACUGACAAGUCAAUUAAGGUCAAAGUUGACAAUAUAGCUCAAUUCAUCACACAGACAAGGUUUGUGUGUCAAUUCAACAUUGAAGGAAGAGUUACCAGUGUAAAUGCCAAUUUGCUGAGUGAUACUAUAUAUUGUGACAGAAUGGAAUUUUCAUACACAACAGCUGCGCCAUCAACUAAUGCAACAUUUGCUGUGAUCUGGGGAGGCUCAAAACCUCUUGAUAAUCCCGAUAACAUUCAUGUGCUGGUGUUUCAGUGUCAGCUCAUGGCCAACAACUGUGGCAUGUGCUUAAGUCUUGCGGAGCGCUAUAAAUGUGGCUGGUGUCAGUCAACUAGCCGCUGUGAGGUGGCAGCCCAAUGUGAGGACGGGACGUGGUUGGACAGGGAUCGCACCUGUCCCAAUAUAAAUAUAACCAACUUUUAUCCACGAAGUGGCCCCUGGGAUGGAGGCACAAAUGUUACUGUAGAAGGUAUUAACUUGGGUAAACAGAUAGAUGACAUCUAUGAUGGAAUAACUGUUGCUGGAAUUAACUGCCAACCAUUUCGUGACUCAUAUGUCAAAACCAGAAAGGUUACUUGCAUUGUAGACAGCCCAGGGGUGAAUGACUUUAAGGAAGGACCCAUCGUUGUAAAGGUGGCCCGUGAAUACCGUGGUGAAUCCCAAGACAAGUAUCGCUUUGUGAAUCCAGUGAUAACAGACUUAACACCAGAUUCAGGACCAAGGUCAGGAGGAACAGUGCUCCACAUUAUUGGCAAGUACAUGAAUGCUGGCAGCCGCAUUAAAGCCUUCAUUAAUGGACUUCCAUGCAAAAUUCAAAGCACAAAUGCAAGCACAGCAACAUGCAUUACAUCUUCGUAUUCAGACUUGCAAAAGGAAGGUAGUAUUGAAAUGACUUUUGACAAUGGUCGAAGAAAGUUGGAGGGGAAGUACUUCACUUAUGUUGACGAUCCAGAAAUUACCUCCGUCAAGUCUGGCAGAGUGGGACAGGCAGGCGUAAGAAAUGGUCCGAGAGGUAUUCCAUCUGGAGGAAUAAUUAUCACUGUUGAUGGCACCAAUUUCAAUGUCAUCCGUAAGCCAAAAAUGUAUGUUUUGUACAAGGACAAGGAAUACACAAGUCCCUGUCAUGUGAAAAAUGCAACAAGAAUGGAAUGCAAGUCACCAGCUAUUGCAGUUGAUAGUAAUGAGAAGAUUGACGAGGAGAAUGGUAUGACGCUUGACUAUGGCUUCAUCAUGGAUAAUGUGAAAUCUGUUCGUGAUCUCCAGAAUGGUGGAUUUUCUCCUUUCCUUGUUUUCCCAAAGCCCGAGUACUUUACAUUUGAGGAUGAAGGCCAGAUCAAGAUGUACAAAUCUGAUUACCUCACAAUCAAUGGUAAGAACCUGGACAGGGCUGCACAGGAGAUUGAUGUUGAGGUCCUCAUUGGUGCGGAGUCUUGUAAUGUCACAUCAUUAUCUCGGUCUCAGCUAACAUGCCGGCCACCAAAAGAGCAGCCUGCACCAAUCAGUAACAAUGACCUGCCCUUGGUUGUGGUGAUUGUGGGUGGUAAUCGCACAUACAGAAUUGGAUACUUGAAGUAUGCGAACACAAAGGAUUUUGGGACACUCUCCAAACAACUGAUCAUUAGCCUCUCAGUUGGUGCAGUGGUUCUUAUUCUGAUUUUGGUGAUUUGCCUCAUUGUCUAUCGUCAAAAGAGCAACCAAAACUCACGGGUUCUCAAGAGUAUGCAAGAACAAAUGGACAUACUGGAACUUCGAGUGGCAGCUGAAUGCAAAGAAGCCUUUGCUGAGCUGCAGACUGAGAUGACAGACUUGACUAGCGACCUGACUUGUGGUGGUAUUCCCUUCCUGGAAUACCGUACAUAUGCCAUGAAGAUCCUAUUUCCCAAUCUGGAAGAGACAACUGUGCUGCAGAUGGACCGACCUGACCUUGCAAGGAAAGAAAAAGGCCUGAAGCUCUUUGGCCAACUCAUAAUGAACAAGACUUUCUUACUACUGUUUAUUCGAACCCUGGAAUCUAACCGAUACUUUUCUAUGAGAGACAGAGUAAAUGUAGCUUCCCUCAUCAUGGUAGCAUUACAAGGAAAAAUGGAAUACUGUUCCGACAUCCUGAAGACUCUCCUUGCAGAACUGAUUGAAAAGUGUAUUGAAGGAAAGAUCCAUCCUAAACUACUCUUCAGAAGAACGGAAAGUGUAGCUGAAAAGAUGCUUUCAUCCUGGUUCACAUUCCUGCUUUACAAGUUCUUGAAGGAGUGUGCUGGAGAGCCACUGUAUAUGCUAUUCAGAGCCAUCAAACAACAAGUGGACAAGGGUCCAGUGGAUGCUGUCACUUCAGAAGCAAGAUAUUCACUUUCUGAAGAGAAACUCAUCCGUCAGAGCAUUGACUACAAGGAAAUGACGGUGUAUGUGUCCAUGUGUAACCUGUACAUGGGAAGUGUAGAUGGACCCAUGGAAGGAGAUGAAACCCCAGUGAAGGUCUUGGAUUGUGAUACUAUCUCUCAGGUGAAGGAAAAGUCUCUAGAUGCCAUAUAUCGCUCAUACCCCUAUUCGCAACGUCCACGAAGAGAAGACCUAGAUCUCGAAUGGCGCACAGGAACGUCAGGCCGGCUGAUUCUCUAUGAUGAAGACACAACUACCCGACCAGAAGGCGGGUGGAAGAAACUCAACACCCUUGGCCAUUACAAUGUUCCUGAUCAGGCCCAGCUGACACUCAUACCCAAGCAGUCGUCCAUUUACAUGUUAAUACUCUCUGACAAAUCUGACAAGUCACACCACAAAUACGACACACUCAACAGAAGCAAACUGAAUUCCUCCAGUCCACCUCUCUCUCGAGCCACUUCACCCCUUAACCACGAUAAUGAAGCAGGGGUAAAGGUAGGAGCAAAGGUUUGGCACUUGGUCCGCCAACAAGAGUCAGAACAGCGUGAGGGAGAACGCACAAAUAAGAUGGUGUCAGAAAUCUACCUCACGCGUCUCCUGUCUACAAAGCUCACCCUGCAGAAGUUUGUGGAUGAUCUGUUUGAGACCAUAUUCAGCACCGCUCACCGUGGCUCUGCCCUACCUUUAGCAAUUAAAUAUAUGUUUGACUUCUUGGAUGAUCAGGCACUACAGCAUGGCAUUACAGAUCCAGAGGUGGUACACACAUGGAAGAGCAACAGCCUACCACUCAGGUUCUGGGUCAACCUCAUAAAGAAUCCCAAUUUUGUAUUCGACAUCCACAAGUCCAAUAUUGUGGAUGCCUGCCUCUCUGUAGUAGCUCAGACAUUCAUGGAUUCAUGUUCCACAUCUGAUCAUAGAUUAGGUAAAGAUUCUCCAAGUUCUAAGCUGCUAUAUGCCAAAGACAUUCCUGUCUAUAAGGAAUGGGUAGAGCGAUAUUAUGCUGAUAUUAAGAUUAUGCAACCCAUCUCUGACCAGGAUAUGAAUGCCAUGUUGGCAGAAGAGUCAAGGAUGCACAAUUCAGAGUUCAAUAGCCUGGCAGCACUAGCAGAGCUGUAUGGUUAUGCAUUCAAGUAUAGUGACCAAUUAAUGCUGACCUUAGAAGAGGAUGAAUUCUCGACCAAGAACCGAUUGGCUUACCGGCUAGAGCAGGUUCACAGCAUAAUGACCACAGACCAAGACUGACAGGACGCCCCCCCAGACCCACGGGCUGGACCCGAUCAAAGGGUGCCACCUUCAGGGCUUGUGGGUCCCGGUUCCUUCUCUGCAGGCCCAUAUGGAGGGUCACCCCCGCACCAUGUGUAUGAAGGGGUACCAUAUGGCGUGUCCCCACCACAAUCUGCUGUUUAUGAUAGACAGGUGGAAACUAUGUUCACUUACCGUGGACAGGGAGCAGCCAUGGGAGAUGGGGGCCAAUGGGGGGGAGUAGAUGGCAGUGUGUAUGGUCUAUCUGGUGUGCCCCAGCAUGCCAGACACUCACCAGGGGCAUGUGGUAAUGCACAAUUUCCUAACAGAGGGACACCACAAGUGUAUGGAUUUGAAUAUGAAGAGCCUUGAUUCACAUAAGGUUUAGUGGUGGGAGUGUUGUGUUUCUGCUCAAAGUGAGUUACUGUACGUACAGCUGGAAUGAAAAUUGAAGUGCCUCACGCCCAAGGCUACAAUAGUACCCUGGAGUGAGCAUGGAAAAUGGCAACAAAGCAACGAACAAGCUUGCCCAGCAGCAAGCAAGAAGCAGCAGCAG
Molecule: messenger RNA, 6454 nt
Organism: Penaeus chinensis
Lineage: Eukaryota; Metazoa; Arthropoda; Malacostraca; Decapoda; Penaeidae
Gene: PlexA
Product: plexin A3-like
Exons: 25
Coding region: 58-5898 (1946 amino acids)
Biological process (GO): semaphorin-plexin signaling pathway involved in axon guidance; sensory neuron axon guidance; positive regulation of axonogenesis
Cellular component (GO): semaphorin receptor complex
Molecular function (GO): protein binding; semaphorin receptor activity
Source: RefSeq, a predicted model, not a curated record